Molecule: messenger RNA, 1769 nt
Organism: Salvelinus sp. IW2-2015
Lineage: Eukaryota; Metazoa; Chordata; Actinopteri; Salmoniformes; Salmonidae
Product: N-alpha-acetyltransferase 30
Biological process (GO): N-terminal peptidyl-methionine acetylation
Cellular component (GO): NatC complex
Molecular function (GO): protein-N-terminal amino-acid acetyltransferase activity
Source: RefSeq, a predicted model, not a curated record
UCACAGCCACAAAUUCAUAAUUAUGUCUAAACCCCGCCUAUUUCUACAUUUUAGCUUCUUAAAAUAUGAUUUGAAACCUUAACCAUACUGCUAACCGUAUUCUUAACCCAAACUUAAAUGAAUACCAAAAAGCAAAAUGUUGUUUUCAUAAAUCUUUACGUUAAAUCCAAUUCUGACCUUGUGGCUGUAGUAAGUAGUGACAACCAUCUUUCGGCUGCAAUGGCGUUUGCUGCGACAGCACUUUCCGGCAGCGGGGAAACGGAGGAGAAAGCAACGACAGGCGUUGGAAGUAAAGACGAAAUUGUUUCGGAAACCCUCGGAUUUAUACAAUUAUCGCCUAAGUGAAGUGAGCUUUGUUUAUAAACCCGUUGACGAAACUAUAUUUCGAGGUUUUUUUCUAACGUGCAUUGCCCCCUUGAUGAGGUGGGAUGGCUGCAGUGCCGACUGGGCCUAGCAGCGCAUUGCCAGCAUCCCCGGCUGAAAUUUCUCCCUUCCCCGGGGAUGGGAGCGUGGAACCUGGGGAAGGGGAGCAGCCCGGCUGCGGUUGGGAGGGCUCUGUAACACGACAGGAGCAGCGGGUCAGCGAGGACAAACGGCCAAGUAAGAAAAAACUGAAAAACAUGCUAUCGCAUGCUAACCCGGCUGCGCUACACCUCAAAACGCAGGCCCUACAGGAACAGCAGCUGAACGGGUUGGUCAGUCCGUCUGAAGACGGUGUGAUCUACAACCGCUCAACGGAAAACCGAUCCGACAAUCUGAGACCGUCCAUGGAGCUCUGUGACAGCAGCAGUUUUGGAGACGACCCGAGUGACAAAAAUAAUAGCGACCAUUGCUGGCAACAUGAGGACCACAGUCCGUGUUCGAAAGGCAGCCGCCACCCUCACUUGAACAACAAUGGCAUGAACGGUAUGUUGACUAUCACAAGAACUGAGGCUUUCCAAAGCCACYCUGUAACCGGACACAGCCCCGGUGGUAACGUUAGGAAAAGGGAAUGUGACCCCACAGAAGCCCCUCGACCACCGAGCCAGCAGCCCCCAGACUGCGAAGGCCUUGGCGAGCACCGGGCUGGAGUAGAGAGUGAACCCGACGUCAUACACCAGCCGCCGGUGUCAGAAUUAGCGAGGCUGGAUCUGAACUGUUCGCCUGACCGAGAAGCGGAAGAGAGCCAGGGGAUUCAUUAUGUCCGCUACGAGUCCGAGUUACAGAUGCCAGGAAUCAUGAGGUUGAUCACCAAGGACUUGUCUGAGCCGUAUUCCAUUUAUACCUAUAGGUACUUCAUCCACAACUGGCCUCAGCUCUGCUUUCUGGCCAUGGUGGAGCAGGAGUGUGUGGGGGCCAUUGUGUGUAAGCUGGACAUGCACAAGAAGAUGUUUCGUCGUGGCUACAUCGCCAUGCUGGCUGUAGACUCCAAACACCGGAGGAAAAGCAUUGGUACUAACCUGGUGAAGAAGGCCAUCUAUGCCAUGGUGGAGGGGGAUUGUGAUGAGGUGGUUCUGGAGACUGAGAUCACUAACAAGUCAGCUCUAAAGUUGUAUGAGAACCUUGGUUUUGUCCGAGACAAGCGGCUCUUCAGAUAUUACCUGAACGGUGUGGACGCAUUGAGGCUCAAACUGUGGCUCCGCUAGAGAGAGGAGAGGGAGCAUGACAGGUGCUGCCCUCUUACUGAAGCAGCUCCAGUCUCACUCUCAACCCUGCCCUGGUCCCUUGUCUCACACACACGUGUGUGUGUGUGUGUGUAUAUAUAUAUAUAUAUAUAUAUAUAUAUAUAU